AAUAGCUACUUCCGGCUAUAUGUCAAUUUUCGUCGCAUAUUAUCAUUUUCUCUAAUAAAUGUAACAAUUAACAAAAUACAUAAUUUUCAGGAUUUUUUUCUCUCUUGAGAUAUCUUAUCUAAGGAUUUAAAUAUUUGUUGUUUUCUAACACGAACUUGUAGACGUCUGAUGUCGUUGUCAAAUUUGCCAUUUUUUGGUCGAAUUUGUUCACUGAAAGACGCAAGAAAAUACCACCUGUUGCUACCGUGUUUCGACUAUGACAGCUAUGUUAAUGAGGUGUUAUUUCCUCAAGACUUUCAAAGCAAAUAGCUGCAGUGAUUAUUUCAGUUCUACAACUCUGUAAACACGCUUGGGACACCAUUUCUUCAAGCAUCCAAACAGAAAUCAGAUUUUGCAAUUGGCAGCCAUGGAAUUUAAAUUAAAUUUGUUGAACAGAAAAUGUUUGAGAGAAAUAAAUGAAAAUAUUGGUGCAAGAUUUGUGCGAGAACAGCAGGUUACAAGUACCCUUAUUAAACGUCUUGGUCUAGAAGAUGAACUGGAAGGACAUAUUGGUUGUGUCAACUGUCUGGAAUGGAAUGAUAAAGGAAGUUUACUGGCAAGUGGUUCAGAUGAUACACAGGUUAUCAUCUGGGAUCCAUUCAGAAAGAAGAAAUUAACCAGUAUACAGACUGGGCACCAUGGAAAUAUAUUCUCUGUAAAGUUUUUGCCUAGUUCAAAUGACAAUAUUGUUGUAAGCGGAGCUGCAGAUAGUAAGAUCCGAGUACAUGACAUAGAGGGCAAGGAAACUACACAUGUAUUCGCUUGUCAUGCCAGCAGAGUUAAACGUAUUGCCACGGCACCAAAAGUACCCUUCAUGUUUUGGAGUUCAGCAGAAGAUGGAUGUGUGAUGCAAUUUGAUCUCCGAUGUCCCGAACUGUGCCACUCUAACAGCAAGAAUGUUUUGAUCAACUUGGAUUCACAUGUUGGCGGACAAGCAGAGUUUAAAUGUAUUGCUAUUAACCCAGCACGACCAGAACUGAUGGCUGUUGGAGCCAAUGAUCCGUAUGUCCGUGUGUAUGACAGAAGAAUGUUAACAUGUCAAAGUUUAAAAAUGUCUGAUGACGGCCACCAGAGAUUUUCCUCCACAGAAGAAUUUCCUCUUCCCCGAGGUUGUGUGGAAUACUAUGUUCCUGGUCAUAUACCUCAGAAGAAAGAUGACUACAGAAAGAAAUUACGGGCCCUUGCUGCCACAUACGUAACAUUUAGUCCAGAUGGCACUGAAUUACUCGCAAAUCUCGGUGGAGAACAGAUUUACCUGUUUGAUGUCAAUAAGAAGCGAAGAAUACAGAAAUUUGAUAUAUCAAUGGUACUGUCAUCUAAUGGCAUAGUAAAAGAGUCUUGUCAUGCUAGUGUGAAUGGAUAUAGUACAUAUCGUAAUGGGUCGACAACAAAUGGAGUUGUUACUAACGGCAUGAGCAAACAUUUACAUGAAUCCGUCCAGGGUGCUCAUCCUGCAGCUCAUGGAGACCAUGAAAAACCAGCAGCUAAAAAGCACAAAUUAGAAAAGAAACCUUUACCACCAAUGGUAGAGAGCUUGAAGAAGAAAGCAAAUGCAUAUUUCGAGAAGGAGCAGUACACCAAAGCUAUCAUUCUGUACAAUCAGGCCAUAGCACGUGCACCACAUGCCUCUAUGCUGUAUGGCAAUAGAGCAGCAGCGUUCAUGAAGAGGAAAUGGGAUGGUGAUAUGUAUGCAGCUCUGCGAGACUGUCAUAAUGCUUUACGACUGGACCUCAAUCAUCUUAAGGCUCAUUUCAGACUUGCUAAGUGUCUUAAUGAACUUUCUUGGUGUAAAGAGGCAUUUGAGUGUCUAAAUCACUUUAAAAAUAAGUUCCCUGAUUAUGCAACAUCUCGGGCCUGUGAACAGCUUGAUAAAGACAUAAGGGCAGCUAUAUUUGCAAAAACUGAAAGUGAAGAUAGCAGUAAGGGCAGUAAAACGUGCGGGACAGAAUUCUUCCAAACAAAAACUCAGCCGUCGGAACUAGAACAGAUAUGGCGGGCAGAAGCAAAUGAUUACGAAGCCCGCUUCUGUGGUCACUGCAACACAACUACAGACAUUAAAGAAGCAAACUUUUUUGGAAGUAAUGGACAGUAUAUAGUAGCAGGCUCAGAUGACGGGUCAUUCUUUAUUUGGGAGAAAUGUACAUCGAACAUUGUGCGCGUAUUACGAGGUGAUGAGUCUAUAGUCAAUUGUCUACAGCCACACCCGUCUCAUUGUCUCCUAGCAACCAGCGGUAUUGAUCCGGUAGUGAGAUUAUGGAGUCCACAACCAGAGGAUGGGAAGAAAAAUGAUCGUGAAGUGGACAAUUCGGAUGAUGCAGCACUUGCCAACCAAAAAAGAAUGAAUGCUGACCCUCUAGAGGUCAUGUUAAUGAACAUGGGAUAUAGAUUGAGUAGCGUAGAUGAUGGUGAUGGUGACGGGGAUAGACGUGGCAGUGAAGCUCAGGUCACGUGUCCGACAAGUUGAAGAAUGGACAUUGAGGCAUAAGUCAUUUUUUCUGCGACAGUGGAAGGGACACUGAAAACUCAUUGUGUUAGACGAAAAUGACUGUGUUAUAAUAAUGAUAUUUUAUAUCUAUGACAUCUUUUAAAGAUGGAAACAACCCAUACCUAGUAUGGUGUUGUAAUAUUCAGAAUGCUUGUACACACAUAAUAUGCCUGGUGUAUGUAGUGUGUAACAGAGUGCUCAUACCUGUGAAUUUUUUGUAUAAACACAAUAUGCCUGGUAUAGUGUAGUGUUUUACAAACUGAUAGUGCAUAUGCAUGAGUCGUAUACACACAAUAUGCCUGGUGUAUGUAGUGUGUAGCAAACUGAUAGCACAUGUGCAUGAGUUGUACACAUAUGAUAUGCUGGGUGUAUAUAGUGUGUAACAAAAUGCUCAUGCCAGUGCAUGAGUUGUACACACACAAUAUACCUGGAUGUGUAGUAUGUAUCCAACUGAUUGCAUGUGAGUUGUUCACACAUGAUAUGCUGGGUGUAUAUAGUGUGUAACAAAAUGCUCAUGCCAGUGCAUGUGUUGUACACACACAAUAUGCCAGAUAUGGUUAUGUGUAUAAAAAACUGUGUUCAAGUUUCAGAUGCAUACAGUAUGCCUGGUAUAUGAAGUGUGUAAAGGACUGAUAGUACAUGUGUAUGUGUUAUACACAAUAUGCCAGUAUAUGUAGAGUGACUUAACAAAAUUGAUUUUAGCUUCCUAUUAUGAUAUAAAACCCCAAGGCUUGCCUUGUUUGUCACAGUGGUUAGUGGGAUUGUUAUUUCAGUAUAAAGAUGAAUAUUUGAUCAGCAUUAUACAAGAUACAGAACAGUAUACUGAUAGGUUACUGGAAGUAAUACUUACUUUGUGAUGUGGAUUAGAAACAAAACCCAUGUAAGACAUGAGAAAGCUGUAUGAGUAGUUACAUUGUUUAAGUCCAUAUUUCAAUAUCUGUUAAUAUAAUCAGUCUGAAUGGCUUAGCUGAGACGUUCACACUUUGAUAGACCAUGUUAGCUCACCUAAGCCAAAAGCUUAUGGUGAGCUUUUGUGACCGCUCAAUGUCUGUCGUGUCACCCAUCGUGUGUCCGUCAACAUUUUCUAAAAAGAUCUUCUUGAAAACCACUAGGCAGAAUUGCACCAAACUUUACAGGAAUGAUCCUUGGUUGGCCCCUUUUCAAAACUAUUCAAAGAAUUGAAUUCCAUGCAGAACUCGGGUUGCCAUGGCAACCGAAAGGAAAAACUUUAGAAAUGUUCUUGUCCAAAACCCCAAGGCGUAGAGCCUUGAUAUUUGGCCUGUGAUAUCAUCUAAUGAUCCUCAAUGAAGAUUGUUCAAAUUGUGCCCCUGGGGUUAAAAGAGGCCCUGCCCCAGGGGGUCCCAAGUUUUACAUGGACUUGUAUAGGAAAAAACUUUAAAAAUCUUCUUGUCUGAAACCACAAGACCUAGGCCUUUGAUAUUUGAUAUGAAGCAUUGCCUUGUAGUCCACUAUCAAGAUUGUUCAAAUUAUUACCCUGGGGUGAAAAGAGGCCCUGCCUGGGUCUCUAGUUUUACAUAUACUUAUAUAGGAAAAAACUUUAAAAAUCUUCUUGCCUGGAACUGCAAGGCAUAGGGUUUUGAUAUUUGGUAUGUUUACAUUGCCUAAUGUUCCUCUACCAAAAUUAUUCAAAUUAUGCCCCUGGGGUGAAAAGAGGCCCUGCCCUGGGGGUCCCAAGUUUAACAUGACUUGUAUAGGAUUUUUUAAAAGAAAUAUUCUUGUCUGAAAGUCUAAGGCUUAGGCCUUUGUUAUUUCGUAUGUAGCAUUGCCUAGUGGAUCUCCAACUUUUGUUCAAAUUAUACCCUAGGGUGAAAAGAGGCCCUGCCCUGGGGGUCACUUGUUGUAUCAGUAAUAUAGGGAAGAUACUUCAAAAAUUAUCAGGUCAUAUUUCCUAGACUGUUAAGUUAUAAUUACCUGAUGACCCCAAAUGAUUUGGGGUCACCCAACCGAGAUAUCGACCUACUAACCAACUUUCUUGUUUUUUAAAAUACAGCCUUGAAAUUUGGAUGACAUGUACAGUUUUGUACACCGAUCUUAAAACUGACUUUCAGUGACCAUGGAUGUGACCUACUUUCUUAAUAUUUUAGCAUCAGUUUGAUAUUUGAAACAUGUAGCUCAUAUUACUCAGGUGAGCGAUCCAGGGUCAUCAUGACCCUCUUGUUUUAGAUUUAGACAGCAGUAAAAUUAGAAAAACAGUGUUCACUUUCUUAAUACUGAAUCAAACUUAUAAUUAUACAGGUCAGUAAGAGGAAGUGCAGUAACUAAACCAUAACUCAAAAUGGUCCCAUUUUUAAUUAUCUCCCUUUGUGUUAGAAAGUUUAUCUUAACUAUAAGUGUGAUGAUCAUGGUUUUGAUUCAAAAUAUUAUUUUUGUGUUUAUUGAGCUACCCUAGUUUUGUUCCUUCAUAAUCUAAAACAAAACUUGAUUUCUGGUCCACUUGUUUUCUCCAAACAUUUUGAUUCAAGAAAGGUGAUUAAUAUCUGAACAUUAACAGUAAUAAAAACAAGUUUUUGUUCAAGUGGAACAAUAUCUGUUUCGGUGCAAGAAUUGAUUUUUUUCAGGAAUCAAGGACAGAGAAAGAUAUAAUCCACUUUUUAGUUUGAUGAUGAGUUUGCAGACAAAAUCUACCUUUGAUGGUUUUUUUUAUAAAAAUACAGUAAUUAUAAAAAUUCAUACUUUUGUUGAAAAUAUUACGGCUAAGUAUGUUGAUGAUAAUCUUUUUUUAAUUUAAUUUAUGGAAAAUCAAGAACUUUUUGGAAAAUUUAAAAUAAAAAUACAGUGAAAUAGUCUCGCUUAGAGCACCGAUAGCUUGAGCACCUAUGCUCCCUUGGGCUAUCAAAUUAGUCUCUAGCUAAUUUCCUGAUAUUUUCUUUAUUUGGAUAGAUCAAAACCCUGGGUAAUGGAAGAAUUUUGUUCAUCCCCUUGUGACUUUUAGUAACCAGUAUUUUAAUGUAUUAUAAGUCUAAUUGUAUGCAUCUUGGUUUGUCCUUGUUUUACAGUUAUCCAGGAUUGUCUUGUUGUUAUGCUAAUCCAAUACUUAUUAUAGGGUGUUACAUUGAUUUUCUGUGAUAUUUUGUUAGAAUUGUUAUAUAAGGAGGAAUUACACUUUUGUUGACUUAACACAAUUGAUAAUUGUAGCGCUAGUUUUAAACCCUUAUCACGCUGGACACGAUUGAUUCUGCCUUUGCGACCAGUGUAGAUCAUAAUCAGCCUGCACAUCCAUGCAGCUUGAUCAUGAUCUGCACUGUUCGCCAUUCAGUCAGUACCUUUUUGGUAUUCACCCCUUUUAACAGUUAAUGGUACUGUCCAAACUGAAAGACGGACAAGUUCAUUAUAGAAAUUUAGCAGGGUAAGUGUUAAAACUUCAAAUAUAACUCUAAACAGUUUUACCAGCAAUGCAUGUUUAAUACUAAAUUUUAAAUUAAGUUACAAUGUAAGUUAAAAAAUUCAGCAAUGAAAUGAUGAAUCAACUUGAAUUUUCGAGCACCCUUUAUAGUAAUUUUAUAGACAGUUAUAGUCAUUGAGUACCCAGCACUCGUAAAGUAUUUCUUAUGCAUGGUAUAAGGGGAGAUAUACAUUCUCUGUGCUGGGUUUGUUUAUACAGAGAUGCAAAGUUGUUUUAUGGUAAAUUAAUUUGACAAGUUGAACUGUUUAUGGAGUAUUCAGUAAUGUUGCGACUUAUUAGCCCAAAAGGCCCAUGCCUGAACAUGCGUUUUACAAGAAUGGUUCUUCUUAUUUAUAUUUUUAAAAUGGGUUAUAGCUUCCAAUAUAGGUCAAAGUGCUUCGGGGCUAAUCUAUUGUUAAAUCUUUGCUGGGAGUACAUGUUCCCUGACCCCUAAAUUUUGUUGGUACAUAUAUGCCUGCAUUUUCAUUUGUAGGGGCAGACUAUGCACCUUGUAUGAGGUGUGAGUGUUACACAGGGUGUGCUGUCAUGGGAUAUGAAGUUUAGUUCACAUGUUCCCCCAUCUGAAUUUGUUCAACUGUUUCUUCAUUGGAGAAAGUAUGCAAGUAGAUAACAAAAUAGAAUAAUAAAUUGUCAAUUUUUUCUUUGUCUUUCACUGCAAUACUUAAAAUAUACAACAAAUAGCCUUUUUGUUUUGAAAAAAUGAAUAUUUAUUAUGUUAAUUUAUGAAUACAGGAAGAGUAGAAUGUAUGUAAAUCUAACUUAAAGGGUUGGUUAUGUUGUUUAAUUUUGAACAGUGGAAUGGUACUCUAAAAUGCCUAUAUGCUGUGGUAACUAAUUUAGAACAUUCAGUUAAGACUUGUUGGGAUGCGUCCUACCUCUGUAGCACAAUGCUUUUAUGUUGUACUGGUGUGUUUACCGUAAUGAAAAUUAAAAAUUUUGGUGUUUUUACAACAAAACAGUAAAUACAACAAAAGGAAUCAUUCUGUUUCUUUAUUUGUGUUUUAUGUUUCAUUGUGAUGCGUCGAUAAAUUGGCAUUUGUAUCAGGAACAAAAUAUGCUAAUUAAGUUCUACCUACUCAAAUGCGACAGAAUGAAAUGUCCCAAAUAAGUCACCAUGGUAUAUAGUAUAUAAGAAACAUGUCCAAAACAACUUGAUCAAGUUGCUUUCUGCAUGUAAAAAUGAGCUUUCCAGUAUAAAAAGAUAUGAAAGUUUAACAUUAUAUAGGGAAGGUUUUUGUUUCCCCAUGAUACUGAACAAGAUGUUUCCACAGUCACCAUGUGGUUCUGGGACGAUCUAUGUACGAAAAGAAUUGGAACCACUGCCUUACCCUUGCAUGAUAGUAAGAGGCGACUUAUAGGCUCUUAACACUUGGUUUUGCUGUAACUCUGUGAUUCCAGCAGGUAUACACAUUUUGAUUCCAUACCUCAUGUUUUUAUUUCGAUGUAAAUGAGAUGUGAAACCAAAAUUUGUAGUCCUGUUUGGCGCCAUAUAACCAAUACUGUGUUGGUGCGCCGUAAAACCCAAAUAAAUAAAUAAAUCCACAGUCACACUUCUGGCCAUCACUUUAAACAAUACUAUGACCCUUUUUCACAUAGAAAUUUGGUGAAAGUAUAGCAUGUAAGCAGGUUUCUGAGAAGUAUUGUACUGUAUGCUUUCAGACUCCGCAUAAAUCUUUGGCAUCUUUAGCUAAUCUCAGACUUCAGUUUACAAAAUUAUACCCCAUUUUCAACUUCAUAAAAUGCCUAAGCUUUUGUGUGUAAAAUAGUAUUACGUUGAAGGGUUUUAAGAUGUGGAGCAUGCUGUCAUAAGACAGCUCUUGUUAUUUCUUGUUAAACAGUUGUAUCAUUUUAUCAUGUAACUAAUUAUUGUAAAAUUGAUUUGUUUUAGUUUGGAUAAUAUUUUAUUUUUGUAAGGAGACAUAACAACUUGAAAAACAGACAUAAUCAGUAUGAACGUCCCAUAUAUGUAUACAUGUAUCUUACACUUUUUUGAUGAUAGUUGGUUACAAUUUUGGAAAUGGUUUGAAAAUUUGGUCAUAAGAUAAAACAGUGUAUCAGAUUUUAUAAUUUACUGUGAUUAUUAUCUCCCUUUCAUUUUAAAGUUAUUAAAAAUGUAAAAAAAAAGCACUUUCAGUUUGUUGAUCUUACAAAGCUCUUAUAUUUUUGUAACAUUAACUACGAUAUAGUAUAUUUUCCAUUGAAAUAUAUAUAGAUUUUCACCCUUGCAUCAAAUCACUGAGCAUUGUUAAGUUGGCGUGGUAAUUCUGGUGUAUUUUCUGUUGACCUCAAUAGUACUCCAUACUUUGAGCCCUACUUGUUAUGAUACUGAUUAUGUAUGUGAAGAUUUUUUUAUCUGUUUAAGAGAAGUUCAAUCCUGUUUAUGCUUUGAACUAGAAUAAAUUGCUUUGAUAAUCA
Molecule: messenger RNA, 8363 nt
Organism: Mercenaria mercenaria
Lineage: Eukaryota; Metazoa; Mollusca; Bivalvia; Venerida; Veneridae
Product: WD and tetratricopeptide repeats protein 1-like
Exons: 13
Coding region: 407-2503 (698 amino acids)
Biological process (GO): negative regulation of fatty acid biosynthetic process
Cellular component (GO): cytoplasm; Cul4-RING E3 ubiquitin ligase complex
Molecular function (GO): protein binding
Source: RefSeq, a predicted model, not a curated record